AUGGCUGAUCAGAAUGGUGAAUCGCAUCAAAAUGGAAAUCAUGAGACUUUCAUCAUUUUCUUUGAAGACUUAAGACUUGUUUGCAAGUUGGACGCACUUGGGCGGGAGAUUUUAGGAAUAGCAAUUCCUGCAAUCCUUACAUUAGCAGCUGAUCCUGUCGCUUCUCUCAUCGACACAAUUUUCAUCGGCCGUCUAGGUGCUGUCGAAAUUGGUGCCGUCGGGGUUGCAAUAGCCAUAUUUAACCAAGCUUCAAGGAUUACCAUGUACCCCAUUGUUAGCAUUACCACUUCUUUUGUUGCCGAGGAACACUCUGCAGAUAAAAUGAGUAUUGAAUUAGCACAAAAGGUCGAGGCCAACAGGCUUAACAACUUGGAUUUAGAAGCUUCUACCACAUCAAAUCAUGUUAAUGAAACAACUUCAGAAUCAACCCUACAAAAUGCAAGCAAGACUCCCUCUAUGCAGGUAAAUGCCGCUGCAACGCCUAGAAAGGUAAAGCGAAAGAUUCCUUCGGCAACAACAGCAAUAAUCAUGGGCACACUUCUUGGCGUGGCGCAAGCUUUGUUACUUAUAUUUGGUGCAAAAGUUCUCUUAAGGUUCAUGGGUGUGAAGACUGAUUCCCCUAUGUAUAUACCAGCAAGACAGUACUUGACAAUAAGAGCACUUGGUUCUCCUGCGGUUCUUCUUUCCUUGGCCAUGCAAGGGGUCUUCCGAGGCUUUAAGGACACCACAACUCCUUUAUAUGCCACGGUUGUGGGAGAUGCAAUGAAUGUCGUUAUGGACCCAAUCUUCAUCUUUAUUAUGCGUCUUGGAGUGAGGGGUGCAGCCAUUUCACAUGCUCUUUCGCAGUACUUAAUUGCUCUGAUCCUUUUCCUGAGGUUGAUGCAACAAGUGAAUCUCUUGGCUCCAAGUGUGAAAGAAUUACAAUUUGGUCGGUUUAUUAAAACUGGUUUUCUGAUGUUGACCAGAGUCAUAGCUGUGACAUCUUGUGUGACAUUUGCAGCAGGAUUGGCUGCAAGACAGGGCCCCAUUCCCAUGGCUGCAUUCCAGAUUUGUUUACAGGUCUGGUUAACAUCAUCACUUCUUGCUGAUGGUUUGGCCGUUUCUGGACAGGCAAUCCUAGCUUAUGCUUUUACUGAGAAGGACCAUAAAAAGGCAAUUACAACUGCUAUCCGGGUAGCACAGAUGGGUGUUGUUGUGGGUUUGGGCCUCCUUGUUAUCGUUGGAGGUGGCUUAUACUUCGGAGCUGGAGUGUUUACCAAGGACAAAAAUGUUUUGCACCUUAUGUACUUGGGCAUACCGUUUAUAGCAGGUACACAACCAAUAAACACCUUAGCUUUUGUUCUUGAUGGUGUGAACUUUGGAGCAUCUGACUUUGCAUAUACUGCAUAUUCAAUGAUUAUUAUGGCUAUAGCAAGUAUUACCUCAGAAUACCUUCUGGCUAAAGCCAGAGGUUAUAUUGGAAUCUGGUAUGCCUUAAUCAUCUACAUGGGUUUGCGCACAGUUGCUGGUGUUUGGAGGGUGGGGACAGCAACUGGACCUUGGCGCUUCCUCAGAGGCAGAAUGCUUUCAUAA
Messenger RNA from Juglans regia (Persian walnut), 1572 nucleotides. Its product is annotated as protein DETOXIFICATION 43-like. The transcript is spliced from 14 exons. NCBI's taxonomy places the organism in Eukaryota, Viridiplantae, Streptophyta, Magnoliopsida, Fagales, Juglandaceae. Gene Ontology annotation, molecular function: antiporter activity; citrate transmembrane transporter activity; xenobiotic transmembrane transporter activity. The record is from RefSeq and is a predicted model, not a curated record. Gene Ontology annotation, biological process: transmembrane transport. Bases 1 to 1572 code for a protein of 523 amino acids. Gene Ontology annotation, cellular component: membrane.